This is a messenger RNA of Brienomyrus brachyistius, 1616 nucleotides long. RefSeq names its product claudin-10-like. NCBI's taxonomy places the organism in Eukaryota, Metazoa, Chordata, Actinopteri, Osteoglossiformes, Mormyridae. Gene Ontology annotation, molecular function: structural molecule activity. The record is from RefSeq and is a predicted model, not a curated record. The transcript has 5 exons. The coding region runs from base 108 to 989 and encodes 293 amino acids. Gene Ontology annotation, cellular component: plasma membrane; bicellular tight junction. Gene Ontology annotation, biological process: cell adhesion; bicellular tight junction assembly.
GGUUAGCAAGGCAUGAUUACAGUAGUAGAGAUGUUUGCUGUGCACAAGUGACGACGAUAGGUCCCCUGGGGAAGAAGUUUGUGGAAAAAAAUUAAAAGUCCCUUGGGAUGAAUAGCCGCGUAAUGCAGAUAUUUGGCUUCCUCUUCAACGUGCUGGGCUGGAUCUUUGUGGCAUGCACCUUGGCCAUGGAGUUCUGGAAGAUCUCUUCCAUUGGCGGCCAGGGUGGCUCCAGUGUCAUGAAGGUAGCUUGGUAUUGGGCUAGUCUGUGGAAGUCCUGCUACACUGACUCCACCGCCAUCACUAACUGCAUCGAUUUUCCUGUGUUCUGGUCUGUGGAAGACCACAUCCAGGUGGUGAGGGGCCUGCUGAUGGGUGGGCUUAGCAUGGGGAUCCUGGCCUUCAUGCUGAGCUUCAUGGGCAUGGAAUGCACCUACAUCGGCGGACAGGAGCAGCAGAAAAAAAGGAUACUCUUCUCAGGCGGAUUCUUCCACAUUAUCAGCGGUAUGCUGUCCUUCACAGGCUAUGUGUUCUAUGCAAACCAGGUCUUUGUUGAGUACUUCAAUCCCCUUUUCAAGGGACUGAAAUUUGAUUUAGGAACUCCUCUGUUCCUCGGUUGGGUGGGUUCAGCGCUCGAGAUCACAGGGGGCACCUUCCACUGCAUCUCAAUCCUCAAACUUCUCUGUCAGAAAAGCCAGCCCAAAACCACUACUGACCUGAUACCAGAGGAGUCAGAGAUUGAGGAUCUCAAACUGAAUGAGAAAUCCAGCUCAAAGUCCGAACUGUCCUUCAAAUCAAAGACCUCCUUGAAGUCGGAAAUAUCCUUCAAGUCUGAGGCUUCCUCUUCCAAGGCCAAAGUGGCCUUGGUGUCAGAUUUCACAACCAUGUCCCAGCUCAACCCCGACUCUGAACUGAGCUGUGUGCCACAGCUCUCUGACCCCAUGAGGGCCAGUGGAGCAGUGAACCAGCAAAACAAGAAAUCCUACGUUUGACAUGUGACAAUGAACAAGCCAAAGACUCUGUAAGGAAAUACAAAAUUCUGUGAGCUGAAGAAAUUUAAAAAUGCAUUGCCCCAGUACACUAUAACAACAAAAAGUACUUCUGGACUAUUAAUCAACAAUGGGCUCAAUGGUCUUAUUACAGCUUAACAUAUAAAUAUCCCACAGUACAGUGACCAAAGAGGCCUCUGAUGUAGAGGUUGCAACAUCUGCAUUUAGAAGCUGCUCCAUACAUUGACUCUAGUGUGAUUAUGUGCCUUGAAGAGCAUAAGGGAUCUUCUUGAGUUGACGAAGGCUAGUUACUGUUGCUUUCCUCUGUAUACUUUGCUGUGCCAUAGCAGGAUAUUAUGUCAAUGACUUCUGAUAAUUCUGUUAAAAAUGGUCUUAAGCUUUCUGUGUUUCCUGAUCAUUCUUAUGCACUGUACUGUAUAACUUCCCCAUAUAAUAUCUUCAGGCCCAGUGCUGAGUUUAAACAGCUAAAUUGCUUUUUCUCUGCAGGAUCUCACACACUACAGUCAGACCCCAUGAAUGAUUCAGUUAUUGUUUCCCCUUGAAAUGGCCUUUGUGAGGUUAUCCGUAUGCUUUACAUCAUUUAAUAAAGGAGACUGCACAAUGACCUCA